CGAUCCAGAAUUCCAAAACCCCAAAGUACAAAUCGGUAAUUCAGAAACCCAUCAUCAAAAAAUGGCCAAGAAGGAGAUGGAAGUGGUGAGGGGUAUUGACCUGCAGAGAUACAUGGGGAGGUGGUACGAGAUAGCUUCAUUUCCCUCAUUUUUUCAGCCCAAGAAUGGUAUCAACACAAGGGCCACCUACACUCUCGAGGCGGAUGGCACUAUUGUCCGCGUCCUCAACGAGACUUGGAGUGAUGGCAAGAGGAGCUACAUAGAAGGCACUGCUUACAAGGCUGAUCCCAAGAGUGACCAGGCCAAGCUCAAAGUCAAGUUCUAUGUUCCUCCUUUCCUCCCCAUUAUCCCUGUUGUUGGAGACUACUGGGUUUUGUUCCUUGAUGAAGAAUACCAGUAUGCUUUGAUUGGCCAGCCUUCCAGGAAGUAUCUUUGGAUAUUAUGCAGGCAGACCCAUAUGGAUGAAGAGAUCUACGAGAUGCUAGUUGAGAAGGCCAAAGAAGUUGGGUAUGAUGUGAGCAAACUCCGCAAGACAACCCAGACUGAUCCUCCCCCAGAAGGAGAAGGCCCCCAGGACAAUAAAGGCAUUUGGUGGAUUAAAUCUAUUUUUGGAAAAUAGGAAAUCUAUGAGUGAAAUAGGGUUUUGCUUUCGUCUACCAUUACAAUAAAAAGAUCAAAACCUUUACAGCAAAUCUAGUUUGGGGUUUGUGUUUGUUAGUCUCCUUUGUUCUUUUGAUUAAGAUUACGUAUUUGUUUAUUGUAAUAGACAGUGUGUGGAUGCAUAUAGUUUUCAAUCCUUGUAAAAGUUAAAAGUAUGAACUGUGAAAUUUGAACUCUUAUCUCAAAUGGGUAUCUGUUAAGUUGCUUUCA
Molecule: messenger RNA, 870 nt
Organism: Vitis riparia (riverbank grape)
Lineage: Eukaryota; Viridiplantae; Streptophyta; Magnoliopsida; Vitales; Vitaceae
Product: temperature-induced lipocalin-1
Exons: 2
Coding region: 62-619 (185 amino acids)
Source: RefSeq, a predicted model, not a curated record